AAGUCUUUCUUUCUCCAAACCUCUCUCUGUCAUAACUCAUGCCAUUUGAGCCCCAAGCUCUUUUCCUCUCUUCUUCCUUUCUUGUCCUCUACAUAUUCAUACAAAUAUCUUUACAUAGUAAUAUACACACAUCUCAUAUAUCAUUUUCCCAAUUAUAUGGUACCCAUUGAGAUAUUUAAAGAUUACUAUACAAUAUUCAUAUUUAACAUAUUAAUACCCUUUUGAGCGUUAGUUUAGGCCCUGAAAUCUUGUUAUUUCAGCCUCUGCAGCUUCCACUAAAGGGAAGCAUUUGGAUGGAAUGAUUUACUGGAAUUGCAUGUCCAAAGUUGGACAAAUUUCAGCAUAUAAGGUGGCAGAGUGGCUUUAAGAUGGAUCUUCUUAGUUUACUUCUUGCUAUAUUUUGUCCUGAUUUUCAAAUUGGCUCCUCCAAACUCGACUUUUGGUUCUUGUGACUAUAGAAGUUUUGAACAAUGAGGAGAUAAUGUUUGGCAAACUUCUGCCGUGUUAUCGCAUGGCCCCAAGACAAUCCCGCCUCAGCUCCAGACGAUCUCGUAAAAAAAUUGUUUUUAUCGCGCUCUUGAUACUUCUACCGAUUUUGUUCUUUGGUGUUUACCUCCACGGCCAUAAAAUCUCCUAUUUUUUCCGCCCGCUUUGGGACAAACCUCCACCUCCGUUUGAUCAUUUGCCACAUUAUUAUGCUGAAAACGUUUCGAUGGAUAAUCUUUGUCGCUUACACGGAUGGACCCUACGUUCUGAACCACGUCGCGUAUUUGAUGGGAUCAUAUUCAGCAACGAGUUAGACUUGCUCGAAGUAAGGUGGCGCGAGCUCUAUCCCUAUGUUACAAAAUUUGUGAUCUUGGAAGCCAAUACUACUUUUACUGGAAUCCCAAAGCCAUUGUACUUCUCUGAUCAUCGCGAACGAUUUGCCUUUGCUGAGGAAAAGAUAGUACACGGUGUGUUUCCUGGCCGUGUUGCGUCCCCUGGUUCACACGAAGAUCCUUUUAAACUAGAAGCACAGCAGCGUAUCGCGAUGAACAGGUUACUUAAAGUUGCUGGUAUUGCUGAUGGCGACCUUCUCAUUAUGUCAGACACGGAUGAAAUCCCGAGCCAACACACUAUUAAAUUGCUGCAGUGGUGCGAUGGGGUUCCUCCCGUCCUGCAUCUUGAGCUCAGACAUUACAUGUAUUCCUUUGAGUUCCCUGUUGAUUAUAGUAGUUGGCGCGCUACUAUUCACAUUUACAACAGGUGGACUCAGUACAGACAUUCGCGCCAAACGGAUGUUAUAUUUUCUGAUGCAGGGUGGCAUUGUAGCUUUUGCUUUCGGCAUCUGCAAGAUUUUGUAUUAAAAAUGACUGGUUAUAGUCACGCGGACAGAGUUCGACGUAAAAAUUUCCUAAAACAUUCUAGAAUUCAGAAGCUUAUUUGUGAGGGAGCUGAUCUUUAUGAUAUGUUACCUGAGGAGUAUUCUUUUCAGGAAUUGAUCAAGAAAAUGGGAUCAAUACCUCGCUCAGCAUCCGCGGUUCACCUUCCUACAUAUGUCAUUGAAAAUGCAGAUAAGUUUCGAUUCCUUCUCCCCGGAGGUUGUCAGCGAUCACCACGAUGAUCCUCUUCGUCUGUCAACUUUUUUUUUGUUUAGAAUUUGCAAUUGUAAAAGGGAUAGUUGUAAUGAAUGUUAGAUGUCAGUUAUUGAUGUUCUUUUUUCAUAAAAUUUGCAGCAGAUGGUUUAGCUGUUGGUAGUUGAGUUUUGUGAAAUGAGAAAAUAGGUUCUCUUACCUUUGCUAAGUGUGUAUACACAUUUUAAAUAAAUAAUUGUCAAAUGAAAGCAUUGUUGUUAACUCUC
Nicotiana attenuata is the source of this 1840-nucleotide messenger RNA. RefSeq names its product beta-1,4-mannosyl-glycoprotein 4-beta-N-acetylglucosaminyltransferase. Lineage: Eukaryota; Viridiplantae; Streptophyta; Magnoliopsida; Solanales; Solanaceae. Gene Ontology annotation, molecular function: beta-1,4-mannosylglycoprotein 4-beta-N-acetylglucosaminyltransferase activity. The transcript is spliced from 3 exons. Gene Ontology annotation, biological process: protein N-linked glycosylation; N-acetylglucosamine metabolic process. The record is from RefSeq and is a predicted model, not a curated record. The coding region runs from base 482 to 1603 and encodes 373 amino acids. Gene Ontology annotation, cellular component: membrane.